GAUUUUUUCCCAUCUUCUUCCAAGUAGUUAAGCUGUAUUGUAUUCGAUUUCAAUCAUCACACCUCUCUCUGUUUCUCUCGGUUUUUUUCUCUCUCUCUCUAGAUUAAUUUUUUAGAGUUCAAUUUGAUUCAUGGCAGAAAAGAAUUCAACAAUUGUGUUGAAGGUUGAUCUUAAUUGUUCAGAAUGCUGCAAGAAAAUCAAGAAAACUCUAUGUAGACUCAGUUGUGAAAUUCGGAGCCAGAUAAUCGAUGAAAAGACGAACACAGUGGUGAUCACUGGUCCGUUUGAUCCCAAUUGCAUGGCCAGUAAGCUAUGUUGCAAGGCAGGAAAAGCGAUCAAAAGCUAUGAAAUCAUACUUCCUAAACCGGACCCACCGAAAGAGCCUGCUCCUGCACCAGAACCAGCUCAAAAGAAACCAGAAACAGCACCUGCACCAGCUCCAGCGCCAAAGGAACCAGCACCGGCACCUGCACCAAAGGAACCAGAACCAGCACCGGCACCUGCACCAGCACCAGCAGCAAAGGAGCCAGAACCAGCUCAGAAAGAACCAGAACCCACACCAGCACCGGCACCCGCACCAGCGCCUAAGGAACCACCACUACGUGUACCAAUUAUAUUUGAACCUGAACUGAUGACAGUUCCUGGAUUUCCACCAAAUUUCGGGACAUGUUGUGGGCAAUGUUAUCAAGGACAUGGUGGAGGGCCAUGUUACAAUGGUUUUGGAGCACCACUACCCUUUUUCGAUGAUUAUAGAAGGCCACCAUCACAACCACAGCCAUGUUUUGAUGGUUUCGGAAGGCCACCACCGCAACUACAACCGUGCUUUGAUAAUGGUUAUUAUGGAAGAAACAAGGGUUAUGUUCGUUGUGAUUAUUUUAGUGAAGAGAACCCAGCUAGUUGCACAAUCAUGUGAGCAAACUUGGUGGUUGGUCACUUAUAUCUUCAAUUGAGUUUUGGUCACAUAAGAUGCCUUAUCUAGCGCAAAUGAUGAUCAGUAGAUACUUUUUAAUAUAUAAAUUGUAUGUGUCGUGCAAGGAUGCCCUACAUACGAGAAAAGCUCGAUUUGUUGUGCCCUUUUGGUUGAAUUUAAGAGAUAUAUCUGUCGACAAAAUAUUCGUGGGUCUUCUUUCUUA
Papaver somniferum (opium poppy) is the source of this 1133-nucleotide messenger RNA. Its product is annotated as skin secretory protein xP2-like. NCBI's taxonomy places the organism in Eukaryota, Viridiplantae, Streptophyta, Magnoliopsida, Ranunculales, Papaveraceae. Bases 131 to 913 code for a protein of 260 amino acids. Gene Ontology annotation, molecular function: metal ion binding. The record is from RefSeq and is a predicted model, not a curated record. Gene Ontology annotation, biological process: regulation of defense response to fungus. The transcript is spliced from 3 exons.